Molecule: messenger RNA, 3468 nt
Organism: Alligator sinensis (Chinese alligator)
Lineage: Eukaryota; Metazoa; Chordata; Crocodylia; Alligatoridae
Gene: NPR1
Product: natriuretic peptide receptor 1
Exons: 24
Coding region: 1-3081 (1026 amino acids)
Biological process (GO): protein phosphorylation; cGMP biosynthetic process; receptor guanylyl cyclase signaling pathway
Cellular component (GO): membrane
Molecular function (GO): protein kinase activity; guanylate cyclase activity; peptide receptor activity
Source: RefSeq, a predicted model, not a curated record
AUGCGUCUUGCAGGGCGCGAGUGGGGCCGCAAGGUGGCGCGGGACGUGCGUAGAAUGGGUGCUGGGGGGCAGCUCAUGGGCGUCUUCGCUGCGCAUGCCCCGGCCGCCCGCCUGCCGCGGCGCCGGCUGCAAUGGGUGUUCGGCAGCAGCGAGGACGAGCACGGCGUGUGCUCCGACUCAGCCGCACCACUGGCCGCCGUGGACCUCAAGUGGGCCACAAAUCCCAGCGCCUUCCUGGGGCCCGGCUGCAUCUACGCCUCGGCACCUGUGGCCCGCUUCACACGGCACAGGCGCCUGCCCCUGGUGACGGCAGGCGCCGAGGCGCACGGCUUCGACGACAAGGCAGACGUCUAUGCACUGACCACACGGGCUGGCCCCAGCCACCGCAAGCUGGGCGCCUUCGCCGUGGCCCUGCAGCGCCACUUCAACUGGACACGCCACGCCAUGCUGGUGUACUGGGACGACAAGCUGGACGACCGGCCCUGCUACUUCGCCAUCGAGGGCAUCUAUGUGCAGCUGCCCGGCUUCCACAACCUCACUGUGCUCGACAUCCCCUUCAAGGACCAGGACAAGGCCAACUACACCUUCCUUGUGCAGGAGAUCAAGAGCAAGACACGGAUCGUGUACGUCUGCUGUUCCCCGGACACCUUCCGGCAGCUGAUGCUGGAGGCGCGGCGCGAGGGGCUGACACGGGGCGACUACGUCUUCUUCUACAUUGACAUCUUUGGGGCCAGCUUGCAAGGCACCCGCUUCCCUGAGCCCCGGCAGCCCUGGCAACGCAGGGACAAGCACGAUGCCAGCGCCAGGGAGGCCUACAAGGCCGUGAUGAUCAUCACCUACAAGGAGCCCGAGAACCCCGAGUACCGGCCCUUUGUGCAGGAGCUCAAGGCUGCAGCUUGCACCCGCUUCAACUUCACCAUGGAGGACAGCCUGAUGAACUACAUCGCAGGCGCCUUCCAUGACGCCGUGCUGCUGUAUGCCCAGGCCGUGAACGAAACCCUGGAGCAAGGCGGCGAUGUGGGUAAUGCCACUGCCAUCACGCGCCAGAUGUGGAACCGCACCAUCUACGGUGUCACUGGCUUAGUGAAGAUCGAUGAGAACGGGGACCGGGAGAGCGACUACGCGCUGUGGGAUAUGGACCCUGCGUGGGGCGAGUUCCAGAUCGUGGCCAGCUAUAAUGGCACCAGCAAGAAGAUCCGUGCAGUGCCAGGCCGGCACAUCCACUGGCCUGGGAACGUGGUGCCCCCAGACGUCCCAUUCUGCGGCUUUGACAACAGCAACCCCCUGUGCCACCAAGGCAGCUUCUCCACGCUGGAGAUCCUGGCGCUCACGGUCAGCCUCAUCUUCUUGGCCAUUGCCAUCGCCUCCUUCUUCGUCUACAGGUCCCUGCGGUGGGGAGGGGCUCUGGGGGCACCUCGCAUCCGCUGGGAGGACGUGCAACUGAGUGGGCUGGAAAAGCACCUGCGCAGCGCCGGCAGCAAGCUCACGCUAUCCUUGAGAGGCUCCAACUACGGGUCCCUGAUGACAACCGAGGGGCAGUUCCAGGUCUAUGCCAAGACGGCCUACUACAAGGGCAACAUCGUGGCUGUGAAGCACCUGAACCGCAAGCGAAUCGAGCUGACGCGCAAGGUGCUGUUCGAGCUCAAGCAUAUGAGGGACGUCCAGAACGAGCACCUGACUCGCUUUGUGGGCGCCUGCACUGACCCUCCCAACAUCUGCAUCCUGACCGAGUACUGCCCCCGCGGCAGCCUCCAGGACAUCCUGGAGAAUGAGAGUAUCACUCUGGACUGGAUGUUUCGCUACUCGCUCACUAAUGACAUCGUUAAGGGGAUGCAGUUCCUGCACAAUGGCGUGAUCGUGUCCCACGGAAACCUCAAGUCAUCCAACUGCGUAGUGGACAGCCGCUUUGUGCUCAAGAUCACGGACUACGGGCUGGAGAGCUUCCGCACUGCACCCGACUCCGACGACUCCCACGGCCUCUUCGCCAAGAAGCUGUGGACGGCGCCCGAGCUGCUGCGCAUGGAGGUGCCCCCGGCCCGUGGCACGCAGAAAGGCGAUGUGUACAGCUUUGGCAUCAUCCUGCAGGAGAUCGCAUUGCGCAAUGGGGCCUUCUACAUGGAGGGGCUGGACCUCAGCCCCAAAGAGAUCAUCGAGCGGGUGAAGAGCAGCGAGUGCCCCUGCUUCCGGCCCACGGCCAGUGUGGGCUGCCAUGUGGAGGAGCUGGGGCAGCUCAUGCGGCGCUGCUGGGCCGAGGACCCACUGGAGCGCCCCGACUUCAACCAGAUCAAAGUCCUGCUGCGCAAGUUCAACCGGGAGAACAGCAGCAACAUCCUAGACAACCUGCUGUCGCGCAUGGAGCAGUAUGCCAACAACCUGGAGGAGCUGGUGGAGGAGCGGACACAGGCCUACCUGGAGGAGAAGCGCAAGGCCGAGGCUCUGCUCUACCAGAUCCUGCCCCACCCUGUGGCCGAGCAGCUGAAGCGCGGUGAGACGGUGCAAGCCGAGGCCUUCGACAGCGUCACCAUCUACUUCAGUGACAUCGUCGGCUUCACAGCGCUGUCGGCUGAGAGCACCCCCAUGCAGGUGGUGACGCUGCUGAAUGACCUGUACACCUGCUUCGAUGCCAUCAUCGACAACUUCGAUGUCUACAAGGUGGAGACAAUCGGCGAUGCCUACAUGGUGGUGUCGGGGCUGCCUGUGCGCAACGGGAAGCUGCACGCCCGCGAGGUCGCCCGCAUGUCAUUGGCGCUAUUAGACACUGUGCGCUCCUUCCGGAUCCGGCACCGCCCUGACCAACAACUCCGACUGCGCAUCGGCCUCCACACUGGGCCUGUGUGUGCGGGGGUGGUAGGCCUGAAGAUGCCACGUUACUGCCUCUUUGGGGACACGGUGAACACGGCCUCGCGCAUGGAGUCCAACGGGGAAGCCCUGAAGAUCCACCUGUCGGCGGCAACAUGCGAUGUGCUGGAGGAGUUUGGCUGCUUCCACCUGGAGCUGCGCGGAGAUGUGGAGAUGAAGGGCAAGGGCAAGGUGCGGACGUACUGGCUGCUGGGGCAGUACCUGAGCAGCACCCGGGGCUGAGCCUGCCGGGUCUAGGGGCUGCCUGGGACCCUCCAACAGGACCCCCUCCGCAACCCCAGGAUCCCGGCCUGACCCAGCGGUGAUGGGCACCCCAUGGCCUCUGCGUCCCCUCCCUGGUGCCCAGGGCCCGGAGGCUGAAUGCAGGCACCCUGGGGGAGUGCAGAGCCCCCAGCUUGGCCUGCAGCCCCGCCUGCCCCCCUCAGUGCGGAGCCUGCAACCCCUGCACCGAGCAGCGAUGGCUCAGCCCUGUCCCCGGAGCCGGAGCUGUGCACGCAGGAGGCGCGGUGCGUGGACGGAGCCGGCGGGGGGAAGCCCACCCCCGUCCCCCUGGGCGGCCACACAAGGACCUUAUCUGUAGAGCUCUAAUUUUUGUAAUAAAGCCUGUGU